AUGCCAUGGAUGCUAACAGGCAGCUCUCUGAUGGGAUACUUACGGCAGAUGCCCAAGACUUGGCUAGGAUCCAUGAUUGGCCUGGCGAAAAAGAUCACCCAGUGUGUGCAAAAUCACUACAGGGACAAUAAAAUUGUUGCCCCUAGACAACCAACUGUGAUCAACAACUACAUGUCCUGCCCUCUGCCACAAGAGGCAACAGCCUCAGCAAUCAGGUGCAGCAAGGAGCAGGUGCUGUCAAUGCUCAACAAUCCAAUUACAACUUAUUGCUGGAUGUUGUGGCUAGCUUGCCUAGCAGAGCUCUUGCACCGCAAGACUGGCACCAACCCUGA
This is a messenger RNA of Ceraceosorus bombacis, 332 nucleotides long. The record is from the annotation of a GenBank genome assembly. NCBI's taxonomy places the organism in Eukaryota, Fungi, Basidiomycota, Exobasidiomycetes, Ceraceosorales, Ceraceosoraceae.